AUGGAAAAGCUUCUUGUUGUCGGUGCACAACAGGUGACUGUUGGCUCCAACCGAACAGAGCUGCGAAGAAAUGGACGAGAAGGACGAUGAUCUUGGUGCAAUCGAUCCAAACAUCCCUGAGGAAGGGCCUUCAGCGCCCCCUCCUGGCUGGCUAGAUGACAUACAUGGCUACCAGGGCCUCAAAGGAGGAGAUGGUGAUAACCCAUUGUACCCGCCUCCUCCUGCCUACAACCCUCAGCCUGAGCAAGACAGGAACACUCAUGUUCCAAAUGUCAGGGUUCCCACAGUGUCAGAGGAUGUGGCCAGAGAAGCUCUGCUCAAGUUUGUGGAAUCAAAAUGGACUUACAGCUCCAAGCCUGCCAGAAACCUCACCUUCAAAGAGCUGAAACCCAUCACUGUGUACAGGUAUCGACUGGAGACCUACACUGAGACCAGAACCAGUGCCUGGCAGUAUGAGUCAUACAAUGGACAGCCGGUGGAUGGUCCUCAGUUCGGUAUGAGCCCUCCACCGUGGGACAUCCCAGUGUCAAUGCCUCAGAGAUACACUGACAUGGUGCAGAAGAUCCGUGUUCCUCACUCGUCCUUUAUAAAGAUGUGUCACAAGUGCAACGGCUGUGGAAGAACCCGUUGUGUCCACUGUCAUGGUAGAGGACAGAAGCGUUGUACAUUCUGCCACGGUAACGGCCGCUCCAGGAACAAGCGCUGCACCUCCUGUCAUGGCCGAGGUCGAAGGAGGUGUAUCUCCUGUCAUGGUCAAGGCUACAAGACCUGCACUGUUUGUCAUGGCAGCCAAAACCUGCUGCACUUCAUCGAGCUCACUGUCACAUGGAAGAACAACAUAGAGGACUUCAUCCCAGAUCGUCAGCCCGACUUCCCAGACAAGAAGUUUGAGAAAGUGACGGGAGACCCUUUCUUCAUCGACGAGAAUGUGCUGGUUUAUCCCAUCCAGGGUUUCCCUGAUCAGGAAAUCUGUGACGUUUCAUCAAGACUGAUUAACGAACACCUUAACCGCUACAGCGCCACCAGCCGGAUCCUGCAACAGCGUCAGACCAUCGAGCUGGUGCCCCUGACUCACGCUCAUUACUCCUACGGUGGAAAAGACUUCAGCUUCUUUGUCUAUGGAAUCGAGAACAAAGUCUUCACGGCCAAAUAUCCGUCUGCAUGUUCUAUUUUAUAAGUACCACAUACUGAUCACAUAAUCCAUGCUCAUGAGCAGACUCAAGGAUGUACACAGGUGUGAAAAGCUGCAACACUUUCUACCUACGUUCAUUCAAUCAAUCAUUCAUCCAUUUCUAUGUAAAUGUAACUACCUAUUUAGCAACAAUUAUUAUAGAAAUGUCUGUAUUUUGAUGAUUUAUUUUAAUUAUGUUGCAACAAUCAAAUCUAAAAUCUACAUUUAAAGUGGUAGUAAAUGUAUUAGAAUGAGGUUAAGGGGUUUGUAUUUGAUAAAAUGGCCUGUGUUGCUUGUUUUUAAAUGUAAUUUGUCAAAUAUGACCAUUUUGUUUUAUGACUAGUGCUGCAUAUACACAAAUAUAGUCCAGUAAACCUGGCAGCCGUCACGUCACAUUUUUAAUCAUUUUUGUUCACAUUUACUGUCACAAUGUACAUUUAAUUCCCUAAAACUACUCAAACAUUAUAUAACAACAUGAAGUAAAGGCAUGUAUUGUUAUUUUGCUGGGACAUAAAUGUCUGUAUCUCUUACUGGCAAAGAAAUCCUGCUCUCAGCCACAUUAUGACUACAUAUAUGUAAGUUUUACAAACAUCAUUAUGAAUUUGGCCCUUGCUUUGCAUGUUCAGUGGAAUUAGGUACCAGAACAGCUAAAGGAUAUGAAAAUAUAUCCUUCUGUAUAUUGGAACUGUACAUAUGAGUGUCCAGUGUUUAUAGAGGUAGUAUCCGACCAGUCAUAUGGAACUACGAGGCAUUUGAAGUCAGCAAAUUAAAAUGGAACCAAGCCUUAUUUUAAUCAGAAAAAACAGAAGUGUCAAAUAUACACUAUAUAAGCUGUUGUAGAGUUAUUUAGUUUUUAAUAAGAUAUGUGCUCUACUACCUUUGUUUUACUCUCAGUCUGUGAUACAGUCCUUUAAAUAGCCAAGUAUAACUUUAAAAUUGUGUCUAAAAUGUAUAUAUUUAUAUAAACGUCAGCAGGACAGGAAGGUGCAGAUCACUAUUACAGUUCACUGCUAACAUCUUCUGAGUUAAAGGUAAAAAAAAAAAUGCUUUCUGUAAUGUGAUUAUUCAGGAAACAUAAACCUACGAAACUAUAUUAAUAUUCUUCAUACUAGAGCCAGAAUUUCUCAUCAGUGUUGUGAAGUGUGUAAACUUUUUUCUGUUCCUCUCAGCUCAGGUUGCUUUGUGCCUUAAAAUCCAUCCAAAUGCAGAUUUCUGAGUUUACAUAUGCAAAGUCCAUUACUGUUUUCUAGAAGGAUCCAGCUUUUGCCAGCUUUUGCCAACUUUUUUUUUUUUUUUUUUUAAAGAAUGUUAUACAUUUCACUCAUGCUUCCCUCCUGGGUAUUUUACAGUUUUAAGGAGUAGCUUUUAAUUAUUAAAAGAACUUUUUACACUUUUAUAUAUUUUCUGUAUCUGUGUCAUAUAAUGCAGCUACCUCUGCCUGUUGUCCAGUACUAUUUUAUACUGUAAAACUAACAUCAGAACAUGUAACAUAUGUAUUCAGUAAAUAUGACACACAUACUUUCACAAUAAAAAACUUUCAUAUUUGCACCA
This is a messenger RNA of Sphaeramia orbicularis (orbiculate cardinalfish), 2722 nucleotides long. RefSeq names its product protein SSUH2 homolog. The record is from RefSeq and is a predicted model, not a curated record. Lineage: Eukaryota; Metazoa; Chordata; Actinopteri; Kurtiformes; Apogonidae. The transcript has 12 exons. Bases 71 to 1177 code for a protein of 368 amino acids. Gene Ontology annotation, molecular function: heat shock protein binding.